Molecule: messenger RNA, 2214 nt
Organism: Dermacentor albipictus
Lineage: Eukaryota; Metazoa; Arthropoda; Arachnida; Ixodida; Ixodidae
Source: RefSeq, a predicted model, not a curated record
AUGGAGUCGUCGUCCGCGGGCCAGUGCAAUGUGUCGCCCGACUCGGCAAUAGCCGACGUAAUAUCUACUUCGGCCGCGUCGGCCGGCGGCGAGCCGUCGUCUAACCGCGGAGGCGAUAACACCGGACCCGCCGACGCGGCAACGACCACCUCCGGCCGCACUCCGGACAGCGCCAGGAGCGCCUCGGGUACCGGAGCCGGAGAGCAGGCACCUCACCAGAUGACUCACUCGUACUCCCUGAGUGCCAUUCCCACGGACCAGGGACAGCGGGACAAGAAGAGGGCCACGGCCAGGUCCUCUCUGCCCACUGGCUACUCCGAGGCCUCGUACCGCAGCGAGGAGUACGCCCACAGGCAGUCGCCCCAGCAGCAGUUCGCGGCGCACCAGCAGAUGAUGGACUCCCUGCCGCGACCCUACCCUCCCCAGUCCAAGAGUUUUGGGUACGCGCCCAAGGACCUGUCGCGAUCCAUGGGAUCCACGGCGCUUCAGCGCGAGGACUCGUCCGGAGGGUACGCCGUGGAAAGCCCGAUGGCCAAGGGGGACCCCGGGCGCGCCGUGCGCAUCGACUACAGAGCUCCGGUUCCCCACGGCAUGAGCCGCAGCUUGCCCAAGCAGUCCUACUUUCCAGACGAAGAAGGUGAGCGCGUGUACUAUCCGUCGCGCAGUGCCGUGUGCUUGCAGGACGUGCCCCAGAAGCAACAGUACGCGGAGCCCUACUACCCGCCACACGUGCUCCGCAAAACUGACCCCGGCGGAAGGGUCUCGAGUUCGUCCUCCUUCAAGCCCAAGCGCGUCGUGGAUGAUCGGCAGGCCGAGCAGCGCUACUACGCCCCGUACUCGGCUGGGCCUAUGCACCCGAUGGUCGCCUACGACGACCUCGAGUAUCGAAAGAAGCUGGCGGCUUACACCGGGGACCAGCGCUGGAUGUACAAUCGCUACCAGGCGCACCACCAACAGUACGCGGUGCACAUGAUGCAGGAAGCCGGCGGCAACGACGCCUGUCGCGAGGCCGGAGACACCGUGGUCGUCAAGUCGUCCGGAGACUCUGGCGGUGAAGUCUCGAAGUACGCCACCAUGUCUCAGCAGAAGCUGACGCCCGAAGACGUUAACUCUAUGUACGUCAUCGUUCGCGACGCUCAGACGGGCACCGACACUCCGCUGCCCGCGACAGUGGAUGUUGACGAAUCUCCUCCGCCUUCGAAAGCAGCCGAGAUGCCCUUGCUCGGUGAAGUCGCCGCUCGGCAGAAGCAGGAGGCUUCAGGCUCUUCGUCGUCGUCUUCGUCGAGUGAGGAUGAAGAAGAAGAAGAAGAAGAAGAAUCGUCGAGCUCGGAGUCGACGUCUCGCUCGGCCACACCUGUGAACAAAGCUGGCAGCGCCGAGGACUACAUGGCUCCCGAAGUUGUCAAGCAGCGAAUGAUCGCCGAACACCUGCAGCAGCUUCAGCUGCAACACCAGCAGCAGCUGAUGAACAUGACUCAGCAGGAGUACUCGGAUUAUCAGGAAGCCUUGCGAAUCUACGAAAACUACUGCCAGCAGCUGCAGCAGCAGCAACAGCAACAGCAACAGCAGCUGAUGAUGCAGCAGCAACAGCAUCGCCAGCAACUUCAGCAGCAAGAGCAGCAGCAGCAGCAGCAGCAGCAGCAGCAGCAGCAGCAGCAGCAGCAGCAGCAGCAGCAGCAGAUCCAACAGCGGAACCAGUUCCAGCAACAGUCCCAUCAGCAACUGCAACAGCAGCAGCUUCAGCAACAGCAGCAGCUUCAGCAACAGCAGCAGCUUCAGCAACAGCUUCAGCCGCAGCAGCUACAGCAGCAGAAGAGUCAGCAGCAGUUUUAUCAGCAACAGCAGUUGGACCCUCGCGGUGCACUGCCAGAGAAGAAAAAAUCCGUGUACUUCGCCGGUGCGAACACCGAGGGCGCGGGCGAGAUGGCCAUUCGUGUUCCGGGUGAAGGCUCCAGCAUCCGUUCGUUCCAGUCGCGAACCAGCGGGGAUGCUGGAACCGGCGAGGUCAGCGUCGAGGACAACCGCAGCCUACUGUCGAGCAACACAAACAUGGUGACGCCGCUGCUGCGGCCUCUGCUGCCCGAACGGUCCGGACGCGCUGCGACCAAGGACAAGAUGGAGCAUGUUUGUCUCGCCGUCAACGUGGUCCUGUUCAGCGUGCUGGCCGGCGUCGUGGCAGCUUUCAUUGUCCAGCAGGUGACCCAUGCCAUGUGA